AUGAUGCAAAUCUCUCGUAAACGAAGAGAUUCGCUGGGAGGUGCUGGCUCUGAUUUGAUGGUGGUUCUUGACCGAACAUCAUCAUUCAGCAACGGUGCUAAUCAGCAUAAUAGUUUUCUUCAACAACGGCAUGAACAACAGCAACAGACACAUCGGUGUGCCAACACUAACGGCAUGGAUAAGGAAAAUAAGGAAAACUCUUCAAAUAAUAAUAAUAUGAUGAUGAUUGAUAGAAGGGAUCAAGUGGAUAUUAGUAUGAUUUCAGUGCGGACUGAUGAGGAUAGCCACACCAUGAACAUUACGGAAACAACAUGCAUUGAGGGAGCCAAUAUUGAAAAUGACAGCCCCUCGACAGAUCAUGACGAAGAUUAUGAUAGAGACAGUGUGUUGAUGUUGGACAGUGAUGAAGAGGCAUAUAACAAUGAUGAUUCUGACCUCAUGCAACAUAAUAAGGUAAAAAUAUUUCCGUUCCUUGUCGACGACACGGUAUCAUCACCCUCAAAAAAGAAACAUAAGAAGAAAUCAAAAUCAUCAUCAUCGCAACAACAACAGCAGCAGGAACAUUUUCAUGGUCGAGAUGAUCCAUCGAGUAGAAUAAUUUCAAAGCAGCUGGAAAAAUCCUCUCGCAUCAAGCCACGAGUUGAACUUGGAAGAAUUAGCCCCUCUCCUUUUAGCGUCGUAAGCUCUCCUCCUCCCAUUCUUCGAAAAAGUCCAGUCCCUCCAAUUGACACCUUUCACAACAGCUCUUUUAUGAACAAAAAAACGAAUCAAGAAUCAAAAUCCAAUCUAUUGUCAAGUUUGGAGAAGGCUCUUUUUGUCAAGCUACCUCAACAAAGUCCACUGAUACAGCAUCAACAUAGUCUCUCAACAACCAUCAAAACCAAUGAAAGUCCCCUUAAACAGAGACCACUUUCAAUGAAACUAGGUAGAAGCUCAUCGUCGAACAAGACAAAAUCUGACACUUCCAAGAGACCUCAAUCUUCCUCCUCCUCAAUCUCUCAAAAACAUGUAAAUAUUUUGAGUCAUCCAAAAGAACCACUACCUGAGGAUUACGUGGGUUCUACAAUGUGCUCUGUGAGCUCCAAAAUACAAGCCAAACACAAGGAACAUUUCACACUCUCCACUAAUCCAAUUUUGAUUGUAGCCAACCGAAGUCACUAUCAAGAAAAAGUUAAAGGAACAUCCCUAAAUCACCAAAAACCCUCCUCUGAGAAACAGCAACUUCCUCCCACAGUAAGAAAUAUCAUCCGUGAAUCGUCGACACCAUCUUCUCAUUCUCUCUCUUCCUCACUUCACGUUCCUCAACCACCAAAGAAAAAACGUUUGAGUCCUGCAGAUUUAGGUUUUUCGUAUGACAAGAGUGUAGAUUUGGAUCGAGAGUUACCUGCCUCAUGCUCCUUAAAUACUAAAAAAGUAAUCAUGCAAACUCUCAUCAAUUCAUGGAUUGGUAUAGGUUCUCCACUUACAGAUGACUUACGAAAACCAUUGAAUGCUAAACCCAGUAAGAUUAUUUCCACCAACACAGAAGAACGUAGGAAAGAAAUUCUCAAACUGAUGUACAAGGAUCGACAAGCGAGUGUUCAAGCAAAGCUAAGUAGUAAGAGCAAGGACAAGAACAAGUUGUCUUGA
Messenger RNA from Naegleria lovaniensis, 1629 nucleotides. RefSeq lists its product as uncharacterized. Lineage: Eukaryota; Heterolobosea; Eutetramitea; Acrasida; Naegleriidae. The transcript has a single exon. The record is from RefSeq and is a predicted model, not a curated record. The coding region runs from base 1 to 1629 and encodes 542 amino acids.